AUGAGUUCUUACAAUACAUUCAGUCAGUCCUCUUCUAGUUAUGUAGAUCUUCUCAACAGUCAAGGCGAUACUCUUAACCUAGAUGGUGCUUACGAAGUACCUCCUUACUCGUCUCAAGAAUCUCAUCAGGAUGUACCUCUUUCUCAAGAGACACAUGUCAGGAAGGAUAGGAAGAAAUGGAAUCCGGCUGAUGAUGAAGCUCUUAGCAGUGCGUGGCUGAACACUUCAAAGGACCCUAUUAUUGGAAAUCAACAAAAGGGAGGAAGCUUUUGGCAAAGAGUUAACAAAUACUAUGCAGACACUCCUCAUGCUAUAGGCAAUGGUGAACAGGGGAUGAACAUAAACUGUAAGCAGAGGUGGUUUAGGGUCAAUGAGUGCACUAACAAGUUCUGCGGUGCUUACGCAGCUGCGGAAAGACUAAACAGUAAUGGACACUCUGAGAAUGAUGUGCUGAAGAUGGCCCACGACAUCUAUUUCGCUGAACAUAACACGAAGUUUACAAUGGAGCAUUGCUGGUGUUUGUUAAGGUUUGAGCAGAAAUGGCUGAACCUUAACACUAUUAACAACCCUUCAACAAACGUCAGAACAAAGAGGAAACCAGUUGCUGCAGCUUCACAAUCUGAGGCAGCUUCACAAUCCGAGGCAGCUUCACAAUCCGAGUCAGCUUCAUAG
Molecule: messenger RNA, 672 nt
Organism: Camelina sativa (false flax)
Lineage: Eukaryota; Viridiplantae; Streptophyta; Magnoliopsida; Brassicales; Brassicaceae
Source: RefSeq, a predicted model, not a curated record